Messenger RNA from Fulvia fulva, 543 nucleotides. RefSeq lists its product as uncharacterized. NCBI's taxonomy places the organism in Eukaryota, Fungi, Ascomycota, Dothideomycetes, Mycosphaerellales, Mycosphaerellaceae. Bases 1 to 543 code for a protein of 180 amino acids. The record is from RefSeq and is a predicted model, not a curated record. The transcript has a single exon.
AUGGAGCCCUUCAUCUCCCUCCACCCCGUGCGGCCGUACCACAGCUACAACCAGCCCAUCCCCAACGCCGAAGCCCUCCGAAAGGACUUCUUCAAACCCGGCAACCAAGGCAGCACCGAAGUCUUCAUGGUGAACACCUGGGACCCAACCACCGGCCGAAUCCGCCCAAUGUUGGACACCGAUGGUUCCAAACCCAAAGUGAUCGAGCGAAAGGGUGAAGACCACUUGUACCCCUUCCAAAUCUGGUUGCUGAAAGUCGCCGAUGAUGAAGUUUUGCUUAAGCACAAGGACAUCAUCGAGAGUGACUACACCGAUAUGUGUGCGCUCGCGCGGCAAUAUGCUGGAUCGUUUGAUGCGUCUAGAGAGGCGAAGGGGUGGGCGGAGAAGGUGGUAAAGGAGGCCAAGAGUGAGGUUGAGUAUUUGAAGACGAUGAUCAAGGAGAUGAAUGAGUUCCAGCCGCGGAUUAUGGGGUUGACUCCCGAGAUGCAUGAGCAGAAGAUGUACGCGGAGGCACAGGAUACUGGAAAGUUCGGAAGGGGGUGA